Molecule: messenger RNA, 882 nt
Organism: Peronospora matthiolae
Lineage: Eukaryota; Oomycota; Peronosporomycetes; Peronosporales; Peronosporaceae
Source: the annotation of a GenBank genome assembly
AUGACGGACAGCGGCAAGUGUGCGUUUGUUCUUGGGAUCGAGCUUUUGGACGGUGAAGAUGGCAGUGUGACACUAUGUCAGCGUCGGUAUGUCGAUGAUAUCCUCAAGCGCUUUGGCAUGGAUGAUUGCAAGGCAGUCGCAAGUCCAGUCGACAUGAGCUCUCGACUUGUUUCAAGUGAUGCAACUACCAAGGUCGAUGCUCCUUUUCGCGAAGCUGUUGGUGCGUUGAUGCACCUGACCACUGCAACGCGCCCGGACAUUGCGUUUGAUGUGGGCUAUGUGUCGCGGUUCAUGGAAAAUCCCCAAGAAGAACACUGGGUUGCAGUUAAGCGUAUCUUUCGCUACCUACAAGGCACCAAGACGCAUGGAAUUUGCUACAAGCCAAGUGCAAGGAUCGACUUCCGUGGAUAUUCGGAUGCGGAUUGGGCUGGUGAUCUUACCGACCGCAAGUCAACAUCGGGGUACACGUUCAUGCUACUCGGUGCGCCAGUCAGUUGGGGCAGAAAGAAGCAGCCAAGUGUUUCGUUGUCCACGAGUGAAGCCGAAUACAUCGCACUCAGCUUGGCGAUUCAAGAGGGCAAGUGGAUUCAUCGUCUGCUUUGUGAGAUCGUGAUGGCUGCCAAUGAAGAAGGACCGGAACUCAUGAUCCAUGAAGACAAUCAGUCGUGUAUCAAGAUGACGAAGAACCCAGUCAACCACGGCCGUGCCAAGCACAUUGAUAUCAAGUACCAUCACAUCCGUGAUGAGGUCAAGCGCGGUGAAGUGAAGCUCAAGUACUGUGAAACUGCGGUGAUGUUAGCGGACAUCAUGACGAAGGGACUUCACGGGCCACGCCACAAGGAGAUGACGGCGACUCUCGGGAUUCGUGAGCAUUCGGAUUGA